AUGGCUGCACGCUCGACGGGGAUGGAGACCAGUUUGCAGGCGCCACACGCCGCCUCGAUUGGUAGAUUGGCGUGUCUGCUUGGCUUGGUCGAUGGCAUUCUCGCGUCCGUCCAUGGCAUUCGCGUCAUCGGGCACGCGCCUGUGAAGAUGCCGGUUCUGGCCUCCCCGCCACAAGACAAACAUGUGCCCUUCCUCUACGCCAUGCCCCAUCUAAUAGGACGGAUUCACUGCAAAUCGUUGUCCGCCGCGGAAAAGGGUCCACAAACCGUUGCCCGCUGUGCGUGGUGGGGUAAAACAAAGGCCCCGCUGACGUAG
This is a messenger RNA of Bipolaris maydis ATCC 48331, 315 nucleotides long. Lineage: Eukaryota; Fungi; Ascomycota; Dothideomycetes; Pleosporales; Pleosporaceae. The record is from RefSeq and is a predicted model, not a curated record.